Suillus paluster is the source of this 2358-nucleotide messenger RNA. RefSeq lists its product as uncharacterized. The coding region runs from base 1 to 2358 and encodes 785 amino acids. The transcript is spliced from 10 exons. Lineage: Eukaryota; Fungi; Basidiomycota; Agaricomycetes; Boletales; Suillaceae. The record is from RefSeq and is a predicted model, not a curated record.
AUGUGGCGGAGGGCAUCACACUGGUCAUUAGCCCUUGUUCUCUUCAUUUUUCUGCUGGUUAUCUACAUGUCAGAAAAUGAUCACACGCAAAUUCCUCGGCGACAGUUCAAUGCUUUCCAAGUCCCUUGUAGAAAUGUGGGAUGCAAGCGGUACUUCAAGACUACCGCUGGACGUACCAAGCACAUCCUUUCUGCCCAUCCCAUCGUGUCUUCCCCACCUCCAGAGGACCACGAUAAUGGUCUGGCAGACGUAGAGCCUGGUAUAUUCCAGGACGCUCCUGAUGAUGCCAAUUUCGCGGGCUAUUUGGGUCCUGCUGCUGAGGAACCAAGAUCCUCCCCUCUACCUGACCAAGAAGGUCGCCCAUGUGACGAGCAUGGAAAUUUUCUUCCUGACGGCACACCCCCUCCGCCUGCUGAGCCCAGGUCAUGCAAUGACUGGACCCCAUUCAGAAACCGUGUCGAAUUCAAAACAGCCGAGUUUCUCUACAUUCAAAACCAGAUGUCAGCUAAUCAGGCUGACUAUCAUCAUGACCUUUACGCUACCAUCGAUUCAAUUCCUUUGGGGGGGGUGAAAGUGGCAGGGUUUCUCAUGCACAGACUACCAAAACUCUCUGACAUCAUUACCAGAGACCCAGGGACACUUGGCUCAAUGUUUGUGCCCAUCAUCCUUGGCAGCAAUAAAACGACGGUUUCAGUUGCCACCGGAAAUAAUGAAUAUUAUCCACUCUAUUUAUCCAUAGGAAAUGUACACAACAAUGUUCGACGUGCGCAUCGAGAUGCAGUAGCUAUCAUUGGGUUCCUUGCAAUGCCCAAAACAACGAAGGAGUAUGCUGAAGAUCCGAAGUUUUGUGCAUUCAGACGCCAGUUGUUUCAUUCAUCGCUCUCCCACAUACUCGAAACCCUUAGGCCAGGGAUGACAAAGCCAGAAGUUGCGAAGUUCGGAGAUGGGCAUUUUCGGCGGGUGAUUUAUGGCUUGGGGCCUUACAUAGCGGAUUACGAGGAGCAAGUGCUCCUUGUGUGUAUAGUGAGUCACUGGUGUCCGAGCCAUUCACGAACGACUUCCCACGAGCCUGACAUUUACCACCUGAUUGCCCCCGACCUUUUGCAUCAAGUUAUUAAGGGCACCUUCAAGGACCAUCUCGUGGCCUGGGUAGAGUUAUAUAUCAUGAAGACGCAUGGAAAACGUAACGGCCUCCGCAUCUUAGAUGACAUUGACCACAGAAUAGCGGCUGUUGCCUCAUUUGCAGGCCUGCGCCACUUCCUGCCAGGGCGGGGCUUCAAGCAGUGGACAGGGGACAACUCGAAAGCCCUCAUGAAGGUUUACUUGGCCGCAAUCGAGGGCCAUGUACUGCAGGAUAUUGUUCAUGUGUUCCGCGCAUUUCUAGAAUUUUGCUACCUCAUACACCAAAAUACCAUCACCAAGAGCACUCUGGAGGAGAUUGAAGAUGCCCUCUCCCAUUAUCAUCACUACCACACAAUUUUUACAGACAAACAUAUUAAGGCCAUCAAAGAGCCAUGGAGGCGUUCAAGCAAAUACAAAGCGCUUGGUCAAAUGUUAGUUACUAAUCAGCGUCUUGAUAAGCUGGCUGCUGCGCGUGUUGACUUCGCCAAUCGUGGGAUGUUGGACAAUACUUGUCUUGCAGCAGAACUCAAAGCUCUCAUGUGUUCUAGUACUAAAGCUUUGUGUGAUGCAGAAAGAAAACGUGCUCGUGAUGUAUUGGCGCUAGCCAAAGAAUUGGAACUUCCCCAUUUUCCUGAUUUGAUUUGCCGGUUUCUUUUUGAGCAGAUGCGCAGGCCAGACAAUGACCAAGAUCCAGCGGAAAUUCCCCUCGCUGGCUGUCCUAGGUUCGCAGGGAAAAUCUCCAUCUUUAACUCUGCAUCUUCAAGGUUCUACACACCAAGUGACAUUAGUGGAAUUGGAGGCAUGCGAGUCACACAUAUCCAUGCGUGCCCUUUGUGGCGGAACGAAGCUCCACGCAACGACUGCAUUUUCGUCAACACGGGAUCCAGUACAGAAGGCAUCCGAGGACUUGAAGUCGCAAGGGUCCGUGCCUUCUUUUCAUUCAAAUAUAGCGGUGAAAUUUUUCCAUGUGCCAUUGUGUGCUGGUUUGACGUCAUUGGAGACUCGCCUGAUGAAGAUACUGGGAUGUGGAUGGUUCGUCCAGCGUACAGUGCUAACCGCGCACCUUUACAUAGUAUCAUACACGUGGACACAAUCUACCGUGCUGCUCACCUCAUCCCCAUCUACGGCAGGUGUUUUCUUCCUCCAAACGUCAAUCUACAUGUUUCUUAUGACUCUUUUUGGGCUUACUAUGUCAACAAAUUUGUUGACCAUCAUGCAUUUGAAAUUGCUUCAUAA